AUGAAAUUAGAUACUGAUCCGAAAACAGAACACCGAAGGAUGACCUUAGAGCAUCCAUCACUCAAAUUUGUUACCGAAAGAUGGCAUCAUGGAUACAGGGCAGAUGUAGAAAUUCGUAAACAUAUAAAUCCGAAAAUGGUUGGCUAUGGUUGCGAUCUUUUUGUUGGUAAUAUGAAAAUUAGUGUAAUAAAUACACACUGUUUUGUUCCAUUAAAACGACGUUUAAGCUCAGUGAAUGAUAAUAUCGUCGAAUCGUCCAAUGAUUUUUUAGCCUAA
Cercopithifilaria johnstoni is the source of this 276-nucleotide messenger RNA. The record is from the annotation of a GenBank genome assembly. NCBI's taxonomy places the organism in Eukaryota, Metazoa, Nematoda, Chromadorea, Rhabditida, Onchocercidae.